This is a messenger RNA of Hordeum vulgare subsp. vulgare (domesticated barley), 836 nucleotides long. RefSeq lists its product as uncharacterized. The transcript has 4 exons. The record is from RefSeq and is a predicted model, not a curated record. Gene Ontology annotation, cellular component: membrane. Lineage: Eukaryota; Viridiplantae; Streptophyta; Magnoliopsida; Poales; Poaceae. The coding region runs from base 1 to 435 and encodes 144 amino acids.
AUGAAGAAAGAAAAUUUCCUAGCCCUUGUUGGAUGUCAGGUUGCUGUCGUAGCUGUUGUCUUGGCAGUCUCGUUCAUUGUUAAAUGCUUCCUCCAGAAUGUGGUACCCUGGAAGUUAAAAUCACGGACGCCAACAGAGUUAUUCAGUAUGAUGUCAUCGUUUCCUUGGCUAGCAAUACUAUACACAGGCAUAAUCACAACAACAUUUUGUUUAUGGGCAGAGAUUGUUGCUAUGCGUGAUGUAUCAGCUACAGAAACUGCAAUAAUUUAUGGUCUGGAACCAGUAUGGGGUGCUACUUUUGCAUGGGCAAUUCAUGGUGAGAGAUGGGACAUUACUGGACUUAUUGGAGCUGUCUUCAUCCUAGCCGGUAGCUUGUGGUUCAGGUACUGGGGUCAUUUCUUGAUAUUGAUGUAUCAGAGGACAGUUACCAGAUGAAUAGCUGAUUCACAAAUCGCAAAAAUACGAGGAUUUCAUAUGAUAACAUAUGAUCAGUACUGCGACGUAAUACGCCAAGUAGCUAGCAUGACACUGCAACAAGAUCUAACUACAAUUAUGGCCAGUUGCACAUGGAAUGGAAAGCUCACUAGGCUGACAACAAUAGGGGUGGCUCACCAGUGGCCUGGGCAACUGAUGAAAACAAACUGUGGUGCGUGGUGACGUGGAGAACACAGCUACAGAAAAUGGGGUUGUGUAUAACUCGACUAAACGCCUAGGAUAGUCUGAUUUCGUAUCAAAAACAUUCUAAAUACUGUUUUCUCUCAAUGUAAAUCAAUCCACAUGAUGUAGUAUGUAUAAUAGAUUAGUUCAUGCUGAUUCUGCAUCAACCUUUAUUUUAA